AUGUUCGGCAAACUCCCCUCAGCUGCCUUGGUGCUUGCACUAAGUCUGACAACCCAUGCCAGCCAAAUCUUCAGCAACACCGGAACAACCUCAGGUUGGGAUGCCACCAACCAUGAACACUCAGGCACAGUACAGCAAGUGAGCAAUGUAGUCUACCAAGGCACGACAGCCCUGAAGAUGACGCAAGUCUACGACUCCAGCUAUUCAGGCCGAUACCACUCAGAAGUGGUCAAGAACAACGUCUACAAGCGCGGCGACACAGGCUUCUACGGCUUCGCCUUCCGCCUGCAAGAUGACUGGCAAUUCUCCCCAGCACAAUCCUACAAUAUCGCCCAAUUCAUUGCCGACUUCACCGACACCGGCUGCGACGACUGGAUGCCAUCCAGCAUGGUCUGGCUCGUCGGUAACCAGCUCUAUACGCGCGUGAAGCAGGGCUCAAUCUGCGCGCAGAAGACGCAGACUUUCUCAAACUUGGCCACUGUGACUGCAGGCGCGUGGCACAAGAUUGUCAUUCAGUCUAGUUGGAAGUCUGAUGGGACUGGGUAUUACAAGAUGUGGUUUGAUGGCGUUAAGGUUCUUGAGAAGCUUAAUAUUGCUACUACCAUUGCCGAUGAUCGAGCCUUCCAGUUCCGCGUUGGUCUUUAUGCUAAUGGGUGGCAUGAUGAUAACGGUAUGAAGGGGACUCAGGGGACUCGUCAGGUCUGGUACGAUGAGAUUGCUGCUGGGACUACUUUUGCCGAUGCCGAUCCUGAUCAGUGGUGA
This is a messenger RNA of Penicillium canescens, 762 nucleotides long. RefSeq names its product polysaccharide lyase family 20 protein. The transcript has a single exon. Bases 1 to 762 code for a protein of 253 amino acids. The record is from RefSeq and is a predicted model, not a curated record. NCBI's taxonomy places the organism in Eukaryota, Fungi, Ascomycota, Eurotiomycetes, Eurotiales, Aspergillaceae.